Messenger RNA from Puntigrus tetrazona (Sumatra barb), 866 nucleotides. It is a transcript of the gene surf2, whose product is annotated as surfeit 2. The transcript is spliced from 6 exons. Lineage: Eukaryota; Metazoa; Chordata; Actinopteri; Cypriniformes; Cyprinidae. The record is from RefSeq and is a predicted model, not a curated record. Bases 114 to 842 code for a protein of 242 amino acids.
UUUAGUAACGUCGCGCCGCGCAGCAUGUGCACCCAAACAGAGGCGUUUUCAGCGUUUUUGUGGUAAUAGUUACAGUAACAGGUUUUGUUCGCUGAUAUUUAAUUUUCGCCGUUAUGGAGGAUUUACCGGAAGAUUUGCGAUCCUUUCUACAGAAGCACCCUUGCUUUGAGCUCACAGACUCCUCGAAGAUCCGCUGCUCUCUGAACGCGCACGAGUUUCCGUGCAGCCUGGCCGAGCUGCAGCUCUUCACCGCCGGCAACAAAUACAAGAAACUCCGCGCUCAGGCCGACUUCGACUACAGCCGGUACGAGCCGCACAUCGUCAGCAGCACGAAACAGCCACACCAUCUCUUCUGUAAGCUGACGUUGCGUCACAUCAACCGCGUGCCGGAGCACGUUCUUCGUCACGUCGGCGGCCGGCGCUACAGGAGAGCUCUGGAGCAGUACGAGGAGUGCGUCCGGCGCGGCGUGGAGUUCGUUCCCGUGCAGCUCAAGCAGAAGAACAGACCCAAGGAGGCCGCAGGAAGUGAGCGGCGGCCCAGCAGGAAGCAGGACAGCGGCGUCUGGACCCCGAGCUCGAGCGGCGGCGAGGACAGCGACUCCUCGGACAGCAUGUCCGAUCUUUACCCACCGUCUUUGUUCAGCGUGAAGAAGCAGGACGGUGAGCAGGAAGAUGAUUUUCAGACCGAUGAUGAUGAUGAUGAUGAAGAGGUGUCUGAAAUGGAAGUAGAAAACCAUGUGCAGAAACGCAAAAAGGUCCAGUCUGCUGGGUUUACCAAGAAGUUUAAGAAGAACAAGAAGAGGAAGGGUUUUAAACAUGUUGGCAAAGUCAAUGGAAAAUAAUAAAGUUUGUAAUUCAUGGAAAAA